AUGGGGCUCUGGAAUGACUGGCCCUUACACGGGGGCCAUCGCGAGCCCACGAGGCCCAAAUUCGUGGAGCUGCGGUCCUCCAGGUGGUUUAUCAUGUUCACUGUUUCUUUUGCGACAUGCACAGACAUAUUUAUGUACGGACUGAUUGUACCAGUCACCCCCACAGCGUUGGAACGAAAGGUCGGCUUCUCCGGGGAUCAAAUCCAAUCGUGGACAUCUAUUCUGUUGGCACUGUAUUCCGCCGCCCUGCUGGCCUUCUCUCCGAUCAUCGGAUAUGUAGCGGAUAGGACCGAGUCUAGACGAUGGCCAUUGCUCUUGGGCCUUGUGGCACUGGCUGCGGCAACGGCUCUGUUGUGUGUUGGAACUCAUAUUGGCUUGUGGAUCGCCGGUCGUUUAUUCCAGGGCGCGGCGGCAGCCGUCGUCUGGACGGUCGGUGUUGCGCUGAUGGUUGACACGGUCGGCAAAGAGGGACUAGGCCAGGCCAUUGGGUAUGUGUCCAUGUCAAUCAGUGUCGGAACACUCGCCGGUCCGCUUCUGGGUGGCGUCCUCUAUGAAGAUGGCGGGUAUUACUCUGUCUUCGGUCUCGCCUUUGGAUUGAUCGCCAUCGACAUCAUCCUCCGGCUGGCGCUGAUUGAGAAAAGACAUGCUUUGCCAUGGAUCCAGCCAGUAAACAAGCCUUCGGCUCAUUCCGAACCUGACGAUCUGGAAAAAACAAAUACUCCCACAGUGGCGGGUCCGGUCGACUCCCCGGGGGCCAGCAUCAGCCCGACGCCAGAGGCCCUGAAGCAAGCGAACAUUCCAAAAAGCCCCCUGAAACAGGUGAAAACACUGCUUAGCUCCUACCGUCUGGUGGUAUCCUUCUGGGGCUAUUUUGUCAUGUCGCUCAUCAUGACUUCGUUCGACAGCGUUCUGCCGCUCUUCGUGCAGGAUACAUUCGGAUGGCAGCAGACCGGACAAGGACUGGCCUUCAUCCCACUCAUGGUUCCGCACCUUGUCGAUCCAAUUACCGGGUAUAUCAUCGAUCGGUUUCCAAAAUCGCCUCGCUAUAUAGUCACCGCCGGGUUUCUGAGCGCGGUUCCACUGGCUGUGCUGUUGCGACUCGUCACAGAGAACACGAUGCAUCACAAAAUUCUCCUCUGUGCGCUCCUAGCGUUGCUCGGUGUGUGUCUCGCCAUCGUGAUGACGCCUCUCGUUGCGGAAGUCUUCCAUGCUGUGAAGGAGAAGGAAAACGAGUCGCCCGAGAUAUUCGGCCGUGGGGGGCGCAAUGGCUCUGGCGUUUGGCCUUUCCAACAUGGGCUUCGCGGCCGGCAGUCUGAUCGCAUCUGCUCGACUGAUCAUCCUCUCCGUGCGACCUCCAUCUUGAUACCGAUGUCUCUCCCACAUCCCGGAAUCCACCUCCCCCGAGCCUCUAUUCCAAUGCACACCCCACAAGCCCAAGUGGGUUCCCCGCAAAGGCCCCACGCCGACCCAACUGGACUGGACUGGAAUUUCGAUGGAGUCUCCAGCGGGCGAUGCUCGGGAGUUGAGGAGGGCCGCAUUAGCCGUCCUCUACUAUGGAAGCUCACCUUCUCUCUGUUACUCGCCAUGACAGGCCCAGAGGUUCACCAUCCGAUGUUGAAUGCGACUUUCAAAGGCAUCAAGCGUGAUGAUCAAGACACGGGUGUUUAUCAAUUUCUGGGAAUCAAAUAUGCGCGCGUUCCGGCACGAUUUGAGAGAGCUGAACCGGUAGAAGGAUUCGGAGGUGCUAUUGUUGACUCGACGAGAUACGGACCAAGAUGCCCUCAGGCUGAUGUGGAUGUGCGCCACCUUCUUCGAAUUCCCGAGGAUUUUGCGAUUCGCCCCGAAAAGGAAGACGAAUUCGAGUGCUUGAACCUCGAAAUUACUUGCCCGCCAGUGUUAUCUACCACCGAGCCUUUGCCUGUUCUUGUUUGGAUACAUGGUGGCUCCCAAAUUGUAACAUUCUGCUCUGCAGCCUCGAAGAUCUGCGAUCCUACCAAGCUUGUGGCCGAUUCGAUCAAAACGGGGAAUCCCAUCAUAUUUGUUUCGAUCAACUAUCGCCUGAACAUUUUCAGCUUUGGUGAUGGCAAAGAAAAGAAUCUCGCACUCAAGGACCAGCGUCUGGGUAUCGACUGGGUGCGAAAGAAUAUUGCAGCCUUUGGAGGAGACUCGAGCAAUAUCACUCUCUCUGGAGAGAGUGCGGGCGCUAUUUACACCCAUGCGCAUCUCAUAACUGGUCCACCUGUGAAGCGGGCUAUUCUGGCGUCGGGUACUUUGUAUCUGUCUUCACCUCUGCCCAUGGAACGUGGAGAUGCACUUAUUAAAGCCCUCGAGUCAAAGGUGCAGGAGUUGGGCCAACCGUCGUUGAGGGGAUCCUCGACCUCGGCUCUGGUCCAAGCGCUGAAGGAGUGCAAUGUCAACACCAUGUGGAUACAAGAAGAACCGGAGUUGAUGGGCUGGGAGACUAAACCAGAGCAGGCCGAUGAGUUGAUGAUUGGCGAUACCGAAUACGAGUCUGUCAUAUGGCGCAAUGGUGUUGAGCAGUUGGAUGGAGAAACCAUCGCUGCCGCUUUUGAGAAUGACAAGAAUUGGGCCACGCAGCUUCGCAAGAUGUACCAUAUUGUCGGAGACCGUCCCACCGCUGCAAAGCUAGGGGCUCUGGACCUCGUCCACGACGCACGCUACACUCUACCUGUUGAAGUUAUCUCAAGAAAAUUCGAGGCCGCCAAAAAACGUGUGUACAAGUAUGUCGUCGACCAGCCCAAUCCAUGGCAGGCCUCUAGCCGCGCCCAUCACGCCGUUGAUCUGCUGUUUCUCUUCGACGGUGUUGAUCUAUCGUUCAACCCGGCAGCAACUGCAGUUGGGCAAAUCAUGCGGCAGCGUUGGAUUCGUUUCGUGUCGGGGCAAGCACCUUGGUCUACAGAAAGCCGAUUCGCUUUUGGGCCGGUGGGCGAGUGUAAGGAAAUCAACGAGGCCCAGUUCGCCAUUCGACGAAGGGUCAACCAUUGCAAGGUGCUCCAGGAGGCUGGAGCUGGCGUGUAUAUGCCCAUCCUGGCUGCGCUCACGGCUGGGCGCAUCAAUUUACUCAACUAG
This is a messenger RNA of Penicillium argentinense, 3090 nucleotides long. RefSeq lists its product as uncharacterized. NCBI's taxonomy places the organism in Eukaryota, Fungi, Ascomycota, Eurotiomycetes, Eurotiales, Aspergillaceae. The record is from RefSeq and is a predicted model, not a curated record. Gene Ontology annotation, molecular function: transmembrane transporter activity. The transcript is spliced from 12 exons. Gene Ontology annotation, biological process: transmembrane transport. Bases 1 to 3090 code for a protein of 1029 amino acids.